Messenger RNA from Fonsecaea nubica, 2370 nucleotides. RefSeq lists its product as hypothetical. Bases 1 to 2370 code for a protein of 789 amino acids. Gene Ontology annotation, molecular function: ribonucleoprotein complex binding; protein binding. The record is from RefSeq and is a predicted model, not a curated record. Gene Ontology annotation, biological process: maturation of LSU-rRNA from tricistronic rRNA transcript (SSU-rRNA, 5.8S rRNA, LSU-rRNA); ribosome biogenesis. Gene Ontology annotation, cellular component: preribosome, large subunit precursor; PeBoW complex. The transcript has a single exon. Lineage: Eukaryota; Fungi; Ascomycota; Eurotiomycetes; Chaetothyriales; Herpotrichiellaceae.
AUGGUCGAAUCCAAGAAGCGGAAGGCCGUAACAAGAGACGUUGACGAUGAUGCAGCUGUGGUGUCGGGAGACGAAUUCGAUUUUGCACAACUGGAUGGAACUCUCGCGGACGAAGAAUCUGCCAGUGGCAGUGACGAAGACUACUCGAGCACGAGCAGUGGCGCCGAAGACGAGAGCGAUGGAGUGUCCAUAGGAACUGAAGAGUCACCCCAAGAAGAUGAUGAAGAGCUAUUUAAGCCCAAAAAGAAAGAACAAACAGAAGAUGUUACAGAGGUGGACAUUGGCAUCCGGGAUGUGGCCUCUACUUCUGAAGAGAAGGACCCGGGCACACUUGAUGAAGAACCCAACUACGAAGUCGUGAAAGAUGCGAACGGGAAUGACAGAUAUAUCUAUCCCGAGAUAGAUCCCGGCGAUGAUUCGGAUUAUUCGGUCCCAGACAACGAAGCUAACACGAUUGGGAAUAUUCCACUGUCAUUCUAUGACUCUUACCCUCAUAUCGGCUACAACAUAAACGGGAAGAAGAUCAUGAGGCCAGCCAGAGGAGAAGCCCUGGAUGCGCUACUUGAUAGCAUUGAGGUUCCCAAAGGAUGGACUGGCCUUACAGACCCUGCCACUGGGAAACCUUUAGAACUCACCCGAGAAGAACUAGAGCUGCUCAAGAAGGUACAGAUGAAUGAGGUCGCCACUGACGGAUACGACCCAUACGAGCCCACAGUCGAAUGGUUCACCAGUAAAACCGAGAUAAUGCCUCUGAGUUCCGCUCCAGAACCCAAGAGGCGAUUUGUGCCGUCCAAACACGAAGCAAAACGAGUCAUGAAGCUUGUUCGCGCAAUCCGAGAAGGUCGCAUUCUGCCAUACAAGCCGCCUCAAGAUGAAGAGGAAGAGGAGGAUGAAAUACAAAAGUAUGAUAUCUGGGCCGACGAACAACCCAGGGCAGAUCAUGCCAUGCAUAUGCCCGCCCCGAAACUGCCUCCUCCGGGUUUUGAUGAGAGCUAUCACCCACCACCAGAAUACCUUCCAGACAAAAAGGAGAAAGAAGCCUGGGAAAAGGCCGACGAAGAAGAUCGAGAGAAAGACUACUUGCCCACGGAUCAUGCCUCGUUACGCAAGGUGCCAGGUUAUGAGCGAUUCGUCAAAGAGAAAUUCGAGCGAUGUCUGGAUUUAUAUCUUGCACCUCGAGUACGCCGAACGAAGCUCAACAUUGACCCUGAUUCACUCUUGCCCAAGUUACCAAAUCCGGAUGAACUCAGACCAUUCCCCACACACGAGGCCGGCCGGUUUCAUGGCCAUAAAGGUCGUGUAAGGUCUCUGGCCAUUGAUCCUUCCGGAACAUACCUAGCUACUGGUGGUGAUGACGGCACUGCCAGGGUCUGGACCUUGAUGCCUCCACGAGAAAUCUGGUCUGCAAAAUUGGUCUCGGAUGCUGCAGUCAAUGUCGUUCGGUGGCGACCUGGAAAGGAUACACCUAUAUUAGCUGCCUGCGCCGGCGAAAACAUCUAUCUCUGCAACCCUCAACUGGGCACAGACUUUAGCCCAGAAGUCGACGCUGCGCAAGCGGUCCUGGACGCAGGAUGGGGAUUUGCGGCAUCCGAAAAUACUACAUCUAAAUCCACAAGUGUCAAGUGGAGUCGACCGACCUCCUCCCAGCGGGAUCAGAGGGUGGCUCUGGUCAUUCACCUGGGACAUACGGCGAAGACGCUAUCAUUCCAUUCUGGCGGCAACCACUUUGUCACAAUCUGUCCCGCAAGCAGCGUUCCAGCAUCACAAGCCAUUGCCAUCCACACCAUUUCAAAACAUCAAACCCAACUGCCUUUCCGAAAGAGGCUCAAGGGAGGUGGUACUCCUCAAGCGGCACACUUCCACCCGACCAAGCCUAUCCUUUUUGUCGCAAACCAACGUGUCAUUCGAGCGUACGACCUGUCCAAGCAGACGUUGCUGAAGAUCAUCCAACCUGGCGCUCGCUGGAUCAGCAGUUUCGACAUACACCCGACAAGUUCGUCCACCGCCGGCUCGGACAACCUGAUCGUCGGGUCAUACGACAGGCGCCUGCUGUGGAUGGACCUGGAUCUCUCCCCUCGACCAUACAAGACCCUUCGUUUCCACGAAAAGGCCAUCCGCACCGUGCGCUUCCACCCCGCGACGAACCGCUACCCACUCUUCGCGGACGGCAGCGACGACGGCAGCAUCCAGGUCUUCCACGGCCAAGUCACCAGCGACAUGAUGAGUAACGCCCAGAUCGUCCCCUUGAAGGUGUUGCGCGGGCACAAGAUCACGGGAGGUCUGGGUGUUCUCGAUCUGGACUGGCAUCCCCAGCAGCCGUGGCUCGUGAGCGCUGGGGGCGACGGGACCUGUCGACUCUGGGUUUCCUAA